Molecule: messenger RNA, 954 nt
Organism: Trichogramma pretiosum
Lineage: Eukaryota; Metazoa; Arthropoda; Insecta; Hymenoptera; Trichogrammatidae
Gene: TpnCIIb
Product: troponin C-like
Exons: 5
Coding region: 289-732 (147 amino acids)
Molecular function (GO): enzyme regulator activity; calcium ion binding
Source: RefSeq, a predicted model, not a curated record
CUCGCGUGAGAACGACAACAUUAUAGUGGUGGUGCGGCUGCGGCAAGUCAAGAGUUGCAAGUCUAAACGUUAGUGUAUAGUACUAUUGGUAGUAGGAGGUGGAGAAGAAGAAGGAGAAGUCGCGGUGUUGCGGAAUAUUAUUCAUAUAACACUGACUGGAGGUUAUAAAAGUUAUCCCAACAAACGAAGAUCGCUUCAGUGCGGGUGUGUAAAGUUACCAACACCAUAGUCGGAAGUCCGGCUGUUAAGAGUAAACGUGCAUACUGUUUGCAAUAAUCCUGAAUAAUAAUGGAUGAAGAACAAGUUCAAAUGCUGAGGCGAGCAUUCUCGAUGUUCGAUUCAACCAAAUCGGGUCGGAUUGAAAAGGAAAAAGUUCGAACGAUUUUGAACACUCUUGGGCAUACUUUUGAUGACCAUGAACUCGAUAUCAUGUUGAAAGCAGAAGACACCGAUGGUUCGGGCGUAUUGAACUUUGACUCUUUCUUCCGUGUGGCGAGCCACUUUCAGGAGGAAGAUGCUGAGGCUCUGCAAAAGGAACUCAAGGAAGCUUUCCGUCUGUACGAUAAGGACGAGAAAGGUUACAUACCAACCAGUUGCUUGAGAGAAAUUUUACACGCGCUUGACGAUCAGAUAACGCCAGAUCAGCUGGACGGCAUGAUUGCCGAAAUCGACACCGACGGUUCUGGCACUGUUGAUUUUGACGAAUUCAUGGAAAUGAUGACUGGUGAUUAAAAUUUCGAAAAGUGUAAUCUUAAUUCAAUGAUUUUUAAGCUCAAGUUUCGCAAAAUCUUGAAAAAAUAGUUACAAUGUUAGUAACACGCUUUAUAAAAUGCAAAUGUAAUGCUUUGUAUUUAAUUGAAAGAAAGUGCAUCCAAGGUAACGAUACUCUUUUCUACCUUUAGUUCUGUGAAUAUUUUUGGACUAUAAUAAUAAAUGUACAUAAUAACUGCAAAA